Molecule: messenger RNA, 1950 nt
Organism: Microbotryum saponariae
Lineage: Eukaryota; Fungi; Basidiomycota; Microbotryomycetes; Microbotryales; Microbotryaceae
Source: the annotation of a GenBank genome assembly
AUGUCGACUCCCACGUUGCCGCCCACGAUUGAUGUCACACAGCUGGUUAUGCAGGUCGUGGCCGGUAAGCCGUACAAGCGCAAUAGGAUAGGCGGCCCGAUCGUCCGGUAGUUGGUGGAUGUGGGACCACUCAUGCCGAAUGUCAGAGCACGCUCGGCGCGCAGAGCUCCGACUGACGAAUCGACUCGCUUCUUCGCAGGGCCGAUGAUCCUUGGGAUUUUUUGCGAGCUAUGGUUAUUCGGCAUCGUCUUCGCACAAGUCGUUGUUUAUCGAUUGAGAUAUCCCGGAGAUCCAAUGCACCUCAAGUGAGCCGCAGUCGGCGAUCCUCAGCUCCGGGUCGGGGGUAGGGGGGGGGGGGGGGGGCCUGCGCGCGCGCGAAGCGGAUGUCAGACACCGGUUCACCCUGACGCGAACCGAUUUCCGGCACUGACUGAGGCUCGUCUGUUAGACUCCUCGUGGCCAUAAUGACAGGUGGAGACCUUCUAAACAUGAUCCUGAACAUCAAGGCGGUAUACGGUGAUGUGCAUACUGCCACCUCCUUCGAUUCUAGGCGGUCAAUCGUGCUCACUUCGCGCUUCCCCCCCUCAGUACAUUUUCGGGCGGUUCAACCACCUCGCUGGGCCGGUGCCUUGGUUCGUCCUCGCGGCCCCUAUUGUCGGCCAAAUUCCUGUUCUGUCAUCGCAAAUCUACUUGUGUUUCCGAGUCUGGGUGGUGAGUCCUCCCCUUCUCGCCACUUAUUGUCCCUUGCACUCAACCAAUGAUCCACCAAUGGUCUUGCCUUUCUGUGCCUCCACAGGUAUCCGGCCGAAAAGUUAUCCCCACUGCGAUCGGGGCAAUCAUGACCAUGUUGCAGCUUUCCCUCAAUAUCCUCUAUUCUACCCGUCGUAGUAAGUUUUGCCAACUCGACUCAACUCAAAAUGACGUCACAGCCGACUGACCCGUUCCUUCGCGCACCUCGGCAUCACUCUUGAACGAUCGGAGCAGUCAUGGCUCGAGGUCUCGGAGUGGACCCCGGAAGUUCAGUGAACCGGCUGAUGCCGCCGUGGGCUUUCACCAAUGCAGUAAGUACUCUGAUUUGCUCGUUAUAACAUCAAGCGGAGUUGUCACUGUCAUGACUAAUUCUUCAACGAGUCAUGGGCGAAUGGAACAGGCCGCGGACGUGUGCCUCUCCUUCACCCUCGCUUACUACUUGCUAAAAACGCGGAAGCAAUCAAUCAGCUAUAGGUAAAGUCUUCUUCAGUACACUCAAGACUAAAAUUUAACCCGGACAACAGCACUCACCUUCUGCUGUGUUUCUGACUGGCACCUCAGGUUCAACUAUAUCCUGGUGCGGCUCGCGUCUAUCGCGAUCACGACUUGCCUUCCCCCCGCAUGCAUCUCUGUCGCUCUCGCCUUGCUCGAAAUCCUAGAGACUCGAAAAUUGGUGAGUCAAACACGGGAUCUACGUUCCAAAAAAAGCAGAUGGGGUGAACCUGAUUCUAAACGACCGCUUCAUUGCAUUCUCCAUGCAGGUCUGGAUCUUCUUUGGGCAAAUUCUCGGAUGCGCCUAUACGCUCUGCAUUCUUUAUGCUCGUGAGGGCCACGGAGCGUCUGACUGACUGCUUUUUUGUGCCUGUACAAAACUGAUCGGUUUGGUUUGCCAACUAUAUCUUAUUAGUCAAUUCCCGCGAAGCGCUAGCCCAAAGAGCUACGCUCUGCCCCUCCGGCACCUCCUCACGUAUGACCCCUGGCAUCCGUCUGCCGGCGACGACGCUCUCUGUGCGCUUCGAUGAUCCCGAGGCCAGUAUCGGUCGUGAAUCCCAGAGGAAGGUGGAGCUCCCGUCUGGGGGAAGUUUGGGAAGGAGUUUGAUGGGGGUUGAAGGGGAGAAAGUGGAGCAGGUUGAGACCGAUGCGAUUGGCGGGGCUUUUGCUAUUGCGACGACGAAAAGAGUUUCGCUGGUGUGCUCGUAG